Messenger RNA from Morchella importuna, 4047 nucleotides. RefSeq lists its product as uncharacterized. The transcript is spliced from 3 exons. Bases 1 to 4047 code for a protein of 1348 amino acids. The record is from RefSeq and is a predicted model, not a curated record. NCBI's taxonomy places the organism in Eukaryota, Fungi, Ascomycota, Pezizomycetes, Pezizales, Morchellaceae.
AUGAACGCGAACCAGGCGUCGCAGUCGCCGCCGCCGCCGCCGCCCUCCUCCUCCGACGAGGACCGCGAAAACAUGCUAAUCCUGACACCGGCGUCCACCAGCGUAUCCGACGAAGGCGGGGGUGAGCGGGAACGGAAUGGUGGCAGCAGCAAUAACAAGCUCGACGGCGGCAGCAGUGAUAUUGGCGACAACGAGCAUGAACGCAGCAAUGAUAAUGACCGUGACGAGACCAGUAGCGACCGAGGAGGAGGAGGAGGAGGAUGUGGAGGAGAAGCAGGAUGUGGGAGUAGUGUUAGUGGAGGUGAUCUCGGCGACGAAGAGGGCGGCAACCACUACAGCAGUAAUAAUGGCAAUGAAUGCGGCGGCGGUGGUGGUGGUAGUGCUGGCGUGAUGAUGGAUGGGAGUGCGUCUACAAUCACGGCAACAAACACAAAUACAAAGUUCGACUGGAGCACAUCUGCUGCAUAUGGACGACGUCAGGGCCUUCUUUCACAGGUCGGGAGCUUGAGCAAGGAGCUUACAGAGCUCAAAGCAAUGAUUGCACGGAGCACCUCCGCCAACAACAGCAUUUCAGAAGAGCAGGCAGAAGACCUGUCGCGAGUCAAAGCGAACCACCGCUCAUCACUCGCAUCGCUCGCCGAGUCACACCGAAACGAGAUGUCGACCCUCGCCAGCGCCCACCAGGAGGAGCUCAAGCAGCUCGAAAAGACGCAUCUAGAGGACAUGAGGAAUGCCCGACGGGGCUUUGGCUUUAGCAACGAUCUUGUCCAAGGCCUGCAUCAGAGCUACGCGAAGCAGAUCGAAUCAUUGGUCCUCGAUCUGGGCGAGGUGAGACGGCAGCUCAAGGACGCCGAGGCAUUGGCAUCGCAUCCACGGGCUGCUACGCCUCCGGCAGAUACUAACCACUCUCCAUCUAGGAUACUAGAUGUAGUUAUUGAGUUUGAAGAUCUCGACAAGGCUUUUUCGGUGGCAGAGUUGUCGAUCCCACACCCAGGAAGGUCUUACAAAGCGGUGAGUGAACACCUUAGCCAUGCGGUCAAAAACUAUUUGCAGGCUCUCAACUCGGCUGCGGAGUUCUUUGCGUCUGGAUCAAAAUCCACGGAAGCGAGGAGGAUCAGGCAGUGGAAUCAGGCUGUUUCGGGCAACAGGCUGCGGAUGAGGUUUCUGGAUGGCGAGGGUAUGGAGGAACUGUGGGAGAGCGAGCUGUGGAGGAAUGACAACUUCACAUUGAGAGUGAACUGCGAGGCAGAGUUUUGGGACAGCGUCCCGGUAUUCAAUGAUGAAGAAUUUGUAGAACAGCACCACCACCAACCGCUAAAGGCGACAAGCACAGGGACAGGGACAAUACGGUCUAGGGAGCCGUUGGGACUGGCAUCGGAUGAGCAGCUCGUGCAGGUCGAUACAACAAGCACAGUUGGUGCUUUCAAUGCUACUGUGGUGCUGGAAAGGAUUAACAGGGCACUUGGUGGGUUGGAAAUUAACGAAGACCUUCGCAAUGCGGAAGAGGAUGAUGAGAACAAAGAAAACAUCGAGCGUCCGAUGCCCAAACGACAUGUAAUGGUUGAGGAUGUAACGGAUGAGGAGGAUCACUACAAAGACGACCCUGAGGAUGAAGGUGUCGGCCUAGCGAUUUCUUCGUCGCCUGUACCGGCAACGCCCCUCGAGAAGGAGCCGCUUUUGCCUGGAAAUAGUGCGAGGAGAAGUGCGGCCAAUACCAAACCACUCAGUGACGACAGCUUCCUGGAAAAUCUAUUAGGAACCGAGCAGGAGAGAGAGAGAGAGCGGGAAGAGGGCAAGAGAACUGGCGGUUCCAGUGGCUCGGAUUCAUGGCUGUUUGAUGAGCUGUUUUCACCUUUACCUGCCGACAAGGGGAAGGGUAAAGAGAAAAUAGUUGGACUGUUUGAAGAUCGAGCACAGGGCCCCGAGAACCAGAUGGACCAUCUCAGCGGUGGCAAGCCAGGGUGGAAAUGGAUGCUAGCCGAUGGAAUUGUAAAGAGUCCAUCAGUUUUGCAGCAUGCUCCUUCUGAUACUCAUGCGCUGAAAAUGGCGCCGCAGUAUUUUAGAGACGGACCUAGUGGGCCUUGGCUAGAGAAUCUCCGAGAGGAGGAAGAAGAUGACAAGAUUGGGAGCGAUUGUGACCAGCCUGUAUUCUCGGAAGGAGGUGAUCCGUUGCCAGAGAAGAAAGACAGACCCUUCUUUUCAUUUUCCGAAGAGGUUGCGAGUUCUCCAGCGCCACCUCCAGCACCUCCGGCUCCUGAGCCCCGGAAGACGAGCGGUCUUUCACCGUACUUAAGAACUGAUGUUGAAAGCUCGGUCGAAGGUGCACGACUCGAUGAUGAAGAUUCAGAUAUCGAUGAUAACCAGCCUAGGGACGGUGUAGAUGUCGAGAACCCGUUUGCAGAUCUGAAGCCCGGUCAGUGUGAUACCCCGGUCAUGGGAACAUCGAGGAGUGCUGCCUCAACCACACCUCUUCUCCGCGAUGGCAGCCCAGCUCCUCGACAGAAUCGUGGUGGCCCCUCCCUGAAGAUUCAGACUGAUACACAAAGGCCUCUACGGACCCUUGGUGACCCGUUUGUUCCGUUGCCAAAGCCUCCCCCUAAGUUUAACCUCAGUCAUCACAAGCCCCCGCAGCGAUACAGGAAUAACUACGAAUUUCAGACUGUGGAUAGGGACGACGAUGAAACAACGUUUACUAGAUAUGAAGACACGGCUUCCGAGAUUUCGGGCACCACGGCCGACGGUGAAUGGGAAGCCAAAUACCGAGGGAAACGCGGCCGUGGGAAGGUUCCGGAUGUUUAUUGGCAUGAAAAGUCACCAGGCGGGAACGAGUCGUUCCGAAGCAGAUCACGCUCACCGCCCCAACAGCCACCAAGCAGGCCUUCAACCACAACAACAGACAGGAAUUUAGAUUAUGUCCUCCCCCCACAGAUAUACCAGCAGCCACCUAUAGGGUUGCCUAGUAGCAGUGGAGGAGGAAACAUUGGCCCUAUUCGUUAUGGUAGUGUUGGGGGUAUGCGCUCAAUGGGGCCGCUUGGGCCAGGAAAUCAUAGUAUGCCAGCAGGAUAUGUAACUUCACAGCAGCAAACUCAACAGCAGCAGGCACAGCAAGCGCAGCAGCAGGCACAGCAACAGGCUCAGGCACAGGCUCAAGCUCAGGCUCAGGUGGAUAUGUUCCAGCAGAUGAAGCUCAACGAGCUUAUGAAUGCAACUUACCUUCAACGCCCAAUUUCUAGUGGACCGUCUUCAUUUCUUGGAGGAGGCCCCGUGUAUGCGCCUAAUCCACCGCUAAAUUCAGCUGCAACCUUUACUGGCGGUGUGCCGGUUAGACCAGCAUUUAUGACUAUGGGUAACGCUGAACAGAGAUUGGCAAGCGAAGGAGGGGGCGCAUGGCCAAUGAGGCCGAUGUUGAUGCAGCCGCACAUGAACCCACAGACAGCCCAUUUGUGGGCUUCAAACGGUGAGGGCAGAAGGAGUUAUAGCACUGAUUCUUCCGGUCCGCUUUUGGGAUUGCGAAAUCCGGAGAGUUUAGGUCUCUUGCAGCAACAUCAACAGCAAGUUGCAGCGCAGCAGCAUGCACAAGCACAAGCGCAGGCACAGGCACAGGCACAGGCACAGGCACAGGCACAGGCACAGGCACAGGCACAGGCACAGGCACAGGCACAGGCACAGGCACAGGCACAACAUCAACAUGCUGCCCAGCAGCAGGCUCAGCAACAAGCGCAGCAGCAGCAAAACAUGAUUCCCGGGUCGCUGAUGUCAUCUCAACAGGGUACACGCCCCCCUUCGACUAUGAGCAUGGGUCUUGAACAGGCAGCGUAUGGGAGUGCAUCGGGAUUGGGAACGGCUCCUUGGGCGGCAGCUUUAGCGAAUGCAUAUGGGCAACCAGGGACACCGGCAAGCGCACAUACCUUAACCCCUACGUGGUUUGCGUUGCAGCAAGCCCAUGGCCAGCAGAGCGCCGGUACGCCAGGAGGGUUUGAUGGCAUGUGGGCAGGGACCCCAAUAGCGGGCAUGCCAGCACAUUGGGGUGGCAACUUUGGCACAUGA